Molecule: messenger RNA, 204 nt
Organism: Histoplasma mississippiense
Lineage: Eukaryota; Fungi; Ascomycota; Eurotiomycetes; Onygenales; Ajellomycetaceae
Exons: 2
Coding region: 1-204 (67 amino acids)
Source: RefSeq, a predicted model, not a curated record
AUGAAGACCUCUAUCUCUCUACUCAUCGCUGUCGCUGUCAGCGUCAUGGGCCGGCCCACGUCAGAGACGCUAAGCGCCCGAUGCCCUCCCGAGGGUGCUCCCUGUGGCUAUUAUAUCGACUGUUGUCCGGGACUUACGUGCAAAAACUACUAUUUCGAGGGGAUCGGCAAGUGUGCACCCGUUGACGACUGUGACGACCCCUGA